AUGUAUAUUACCUCAACAGCUGAUUUCGAGGCAAACUCAUAUCAUGGAAUGUCGGCUGAUAUUCUGACCACAAUGCUUUCUCAGGAUACCAAUCUCUUGCGUCUUCUUACCCAUCGGUGGGUUACACAGUUGCUCUCCUCUCACGAAUACGCUGUUACCCCUAAUCCGACUCUUACGAGGCUGGACUGUGAAUACAGAGUAGGCCUGUCGGAAAGCGAAUGCCGCCUGGCAGCUAGAGCCGUCCUAAUACCGGUCGAGGAUACUUUGGGACCGACAAUCCGCAUGUCUUAUCGUCAACUUAACGUAGGAACUGAUCCGGAUAGCCAUCUUCGUCUUUCUCAAUAUCAAUUGAAGUCAUCGUUAUCACCGACAGCGGCAAUGACUACUCGACACUGUCGUUUUGUCUCACCAACACAUGCCGUCGUCUUCUACGAUGAAUGGACUCGGCACUACGAGUUGCUCAACUAUAGCGAGCAUGGAACCCUUGUGGAUAGUGUGCUAUAUUCGAACGACAUAUCAGAGAAACCUAUCUGCCAAUUAAAGGUAUAUUAUCGUUGCUAUGACGUACAAGAUAUUGUGGACCCUCGUUUGAUUGCGGUUUCAUUCCUAUGCAUAGAGUUAGUUUUCAUUCGUUAG
Molecule: messenger RNA, 636 nt
Organism: Protopolystoma xenopodis
Lineage: Eukaryota; Metazoa; Platyhelminthes; Monogenea; Polystomatidea; Polystomatidae
Source: the annotation of a GenBank genome assembly